Molecule: messenger RNA, 769 nt
Organism: Cimex lectularius (bed bug)
Lineage: Eukaryota; Metazoa; Arthropoda; Insecta; Hemiptera; Cimicidae
Product: activating signal cointegrator 1 complex subunit 2 homolog
Exons: 2
Coding region: 50-661 (203 amino acids)
Source: RefSeq, a predicted model, not a curated record
AGGUGUCCCACCUGUUCAUCAGUUCUUCCCAUUUGCUGGAUCCGCCGAGAUGAACGCUUUGGUGAUUUUGGUUGCCGCUGGAUUUGUGGCUUUGGCCCACGCGCAGGCAGCAGAGAGGCAGACGAGGCUUGAGGACAUCGAAAGGGACAAUUUGAAAUCGACCCAACAGCAGUACCAACAGCAGCCUCAGCCUACGCAGUACCAAACCGCUCCGGCCCAGUACCAAACGCCCACGCAAUACUUAGCUCAACAGCAACUUUUUGCUCACCCUCAGUACACACCGUCUCAGCUUUCCGCUUACCACCAGCAAUUGCUUUUCGCCCAGCAGCAACAGCAGCCCGUGUACGUCCCUCAGCACCAGCCCCUUCCCUUCCCUAUCAUGUUGAUCCCCUCGCCUUACCUCUUCUCCCAGGACGUCAACUCCCUCUACCUCCAGGGUGUACAGCAAGCCAAGUACAGGCCGGCCCAAGUCCAACAAGUCCAGCAGGUCAAGCCCUUCCGCCCUAGCCCGCAGAUCCAGUACAACGGCUACACCCCUCAGUACAACGCUUACCAGACGGUGUACCAGCAGAAAUACCCGACUGGGGCCAAAUCGACCGUUGCACCCCCUCUGAAGGACAACUAUGUUCAACCUAACAACUUCAACUAUAAACUCCAGUAAAUCAAUCACAACCAGGCGUCCACUAGUCUUUUGUAAAUAAGUUUCAUUGGUCUCUCCUUCCCUUCGUUAAGUUUUUUAUAAGUAAAUUCAAUAAAUGACUGAAAUUUA